Messenger RNA from Caenorhabditis briggsae, 642 nucleotides. It is a transcript of the gene Cbr-gst-33, whose product is annotated as Protein CBR-GST-33. Gene Ontology annotation, biological process: glutathione metabolic process. NCBI's taxonomy places the organism in Eukaryota, Metazoa, Nematoda, Chromadorea, Rhabditida, Rhabditidae. The record is from RefSeq and is a predicted model, not a curated record. The coding region runs from base 1 to 642 and encodes 213 amino acids. Gene Ontology annotation, molecular function: glutathione transferase activity. The transcript has 3 exons.
AUGACCAAGUUCCGUCUUCACUACUUCAACGCCCGCGGGUAUGCCGAGGUUACCAGAGAUAUGUUCCACAUGGCCGGCGUCGAGUUCGAAGACGUCCGUUACGAACUCGAAGACUGGAUUAAGGAGGGUUCAACCACCAAGGAUAAGAUGCCGUUCGGCCAAAUGCCUGUCCUUGAAGUCGACGGAGAACUGAUCCCUCAAUCCACAACCAUCGCUCGUUUCGUGGCCAAUCAUCUGGGAUUCGCCGGACAAACCGCAAUGGAGAAGGCGUGGGCAGAUGCAUUUGCCGAUCUAUACAAGGAUUUCUUGAUUGACAUGAAGCCAUGGGGAAUGAUUGCAUUCGGGUAUCCUGGAGCCGCUGGGGAUCGGGAUGAGUUGAAGAAGACGGUUUUGGAUCCAGCAAGAGAGAAGUACUUCAAGCUGUUGACCAAUAGAAUCGAGAAGAGCAAGUCUGGCUUCCUCUUGGACUCGGGCAUUUGCUACACCGAUUUGAUGUUCUUUGAAACCACGACCUCUCUCAUUGGAUUGGAGUCCGGAUUCCUAGGAACCGAUUUCCCAGUGGUCACCGCCUAUUUCAAGAGAAUCGGAGAGCAUCCAAAAUUCAAGCCGUAUUUGGAGACUCGUCCAGUCCAGCCGAAGUAA